Molecule: messenger RNA, 4522 nt
Organism: Ceutorhynchus assimilis (cabbage seed weevil)
Lineage: Eukaryota; Metazoa; Arthropoda; Insecta; Coleoptera; Curculionidae
Source: the annotation of a GenBank genome assembly
GUUUUCGAGCGCCAUGCGUCGCGACGUCUGGCAAAGUACGUCAUCAAUGGACGGAUGCUCAUCAGCUAAGAAAAAGAUAGGUUCUUAAAAUUGACGCGUUAUGAAAAAAACUGACACGAACACCCCAAUUAAUAACUGUAUUGGAAAAAAUCGUUUCCCAAGUUUAAAUUUGCACACAAAAUUGAACAAUAUAGUUAAACUAUUAUAGUGGAUAAAUACUGUGUUUUCAAUUAAUUUUGUGUUGCGUCUAGUUGAAAGAAAAAGGGAGAAAAGCUACCCAAGUUUUAUUUUAAAUUAACAGGUUACUAUCAACGCUCAACCAGUGACAUCUUCCAAUUGGUCGUCUGAUCCUCUUCCAGAGUGAGCCUCGGCCGUGUUCGGGUGUUAUUGGCUCGGUAAGUCGGGACAGUGGCGGGGGCUCGAAAAGCGACGAGGCGUAGGGCGGCGCCACUGACGCCGACGGCUACGGCAUGCACGCCAAUGUGCAGUGCGACAGAAAUUCUUGGCGACUGCCUCCGGACGAGACCCUGCAGGUUGCCGAUCCGAAGGCCAAGAAGGCCGAGGAGCUAGCACUGCACGAAGACGAAGGUCACAAUUGGUGGUCGAUAAUCUUCUCACUUUUGGUGAUUGGCCUAGUGAUAUCUGGUAUUGUUGCUGCUAUAUUUUUAGUAGGAUACGUUGACGAGCUCCUUUACUGGCAAGGUGAAAGGAUGAAGCUUGAAGAGUAUUUACAGGGUGAAUUAACUCCAAGACGCCUACCUUCGUCAUGGAUAUCUUCCAGUCAUUUCGUUUUUCAAGCCGACGAUGGUAGCCUGUCUAUUUUAGAUACAAAUAAAAAUUUUACCGUUUCGAUUUUAGUCACUAAUCAUACUUUGAGACAAUUAAAUGUAAGGGGAUACCAGUGUUCAAGAAACCUAAAAUAUGUACUAUUUCAACACAACGUUAAAACGGUUUUUAGACAAUCCUUCACCGCGCACUAUACUAUUUAUGAUGUCAAUAGAGAUCAUCAUAUACCUGUCCGAUUGGAAUCCUCACCAAAAGCCCAACCUGAAAGGCUGCAAUAUGUGAGCUGGCUAGGUGAUACUACUUCGUUGCUUAUAGUCUUCAACAACGAUAUUUACCACAGGAGCUCUCCUGAAGAUGAGACUGAUACAAGACUUACGUUUUCUGGUCAACCAGAUGUUAUAUUUAAUGGAAUACCCGACUGGUUAUAUCAAGAGGAAAUAAUUCAACGUCAGGAAGCUCUAUGGGCAUCUUAUGACGGAUCGCAUCUUCUGUAUGCUACUUUCAACGAUUCUGAAGUGGGAAUUCUCAACUUUCCGUGGUUUCAGACCAGCGCUGUGCUAGCCGCAGGAAAAGCUUCCGAUAGACCUAACUCUUUUCCUGGAUCGAAAACUGUUAGAUAUCCAACUCCUGGCACUCCAAUACCUCAAGUUCAACUUUGGGUCGUAGACUUAUCAAAUUUAACAAAUUUAGAAUAUCAUCAAGUGAUACCGCCAAAGGCCUUAGUAGGAGCUGAUUAUUACAUGACAUCAGCUGGAUGGAUAGGUCAAAAAAACACACAAGUAGCCGUGGUCUGGGGUAACCGAGCGCAAAAUUUGAGCAUCGUUUCCGCCUGUCUGUCUCCCAACUGGACGUGCAUCGAGAGUCACACAGAACGGGCUUUAGAAAGAGCCUGGCUCGAAGUACAAGAACAUCCGAUAUUUUCUCCAGACGGCGACAGUUUUUUAAUGUUGGCUCAAGUUCAAGAAGGCAGUAGGGAAACUUAUACUCACAUCAAACAUAUAACGGUUACACAGCAACAUAUCGCUGUCCUCAGCCAUGGCCGGCAUGAAGUAACUAAAAUUUUGGCUUGGGAUACUACCAGUCAUCUCGUAUGGUACCUUGCAACAGAACAACACAAAACCGGCCAAAAACAUUUGUACGUUUCUCAAGAUCCAACCAUAGACGAUCCACGUCGACUAGAAUCGUACUGUAUAACCUGCGAUUUAGGCGAUGUUCUAUGGAGCAGUCGUUUCUUGUAUGGAAAUUGUACACAUUUUAAUGCUGCUGUGAGUCCGCCAAAUGUUACCUACCAUGCACCCUUCUACGUACUCAUAUGUGAGGGUCCAGGUCUUCCAUUGGCUGGAAUGCACAAUUCUACGAGUCACAAGCUCCUGAAAAUACUCUAUGAUACCAGGAUUACGCAAGGAAUAAUAUUGGGAGGCUUGGCGCUACCACAGAAGAGAUCUUUUGAGAUCCCUCUGCCUCAAGGAAAUCUCGCGCAAGUACAAAUUCUGCUGCCUCCAUCAUGGAGGGAGGAGCUGAGAGAUGCAGCAUAUCCUGUUGUUGUUGAAGUAAAUGGUAGGCCAGGUAGUAAAGCAGUUACAGAAGAAUUCGUCAUAGACUGGGCGACUUUUAUGUCAAGCCAUUGUGAUGUUGUUUAUGUUAAGUUAGAUGUGAGAGGAUCAAGAGGACAAACAAAUAGAGCUUUAUACCGUCAGCUGGGCGGCGUUGAGGUACAAGAUCAAAUUUCAGUGAUAGAUUAUUUAGUAAAUAAAGAUCAUAAAUACAACAAAUACUUGGAUAAAACGAGAAUAGGCAUAUGGGGCUGGGGCUAUGGCGGUUACGUUACUUCAAUGGUCCUAGGCAUGGGCAAUCAACAAAAUGUAUUUAAAUGUGGCAUAGCUGUUAAUCCUAUUACUGAUUGGUUGUAUUAUAAUUCAGUAUUCACGGAGCGUAUACUUGGCUUGCCAACAGAAAACUAUAAAGGCUAUGUUGAGGCUGAUGCGACUCAACGAGCCAAAAAUAUUCCUCGAAAAUCCUUCUUUUUACUUCACGGAAUGGCUGAUCUUACAGCUCCUUACGAGCAUAGCGUGCUUCUAUCAAGAGCCCUAACAGCCAAUAAUGUGCUUUUUCGAUAUCAAAGCUAUUCAGACGAGGGCCACGAACUAGUUGGAGUCCUCGAUCACGUCUACAGCUCGAUGCAAAAUUUUUUCGAAGAGUGCCUUAAGCUCGAUACUGAAGAGCGAGAACCCGAACCCACUGAGGACACCUGAAACUGGCUGCGUCACCUGCUGCCCUAUCACAGUCACGUGAGAGCUAUCAAAAUGCUUUUUAAUCGAAGCGAUGUUAGCGAAGGACUCUUAUAGACUGCGAAAUAGAUUUUAUUACUGUAGGAUUUGCGUGAAACUGAACCUGGUGGAGGUUUUCCGAGAGAAUCGAGCAUCAUUUGAUUUAAUAAUAGCAAAUUGUUCCUGAAGUAUUAUUUGCUUUUAUAUUUUCAUCGUCUGAACUGAACUAAAUUGAAACAAUGAUUAAUUGGAAUCAGAAUAAUCGUUUCUACUCAGGUGCCUUGUAACCUAGAUUUAAUACAGUAUAAAAUAAUAAUCAAUCAAUAGGAGUCAAAUAAAAUAUAAAGUACCUAAGUUCAAUAUCUGCCUCAUAGCGAUUGCCUAAAUGUUUGAUUUAGGUUAAAACGCAAAAAAGUCGACAAUUUUAAAGUUUAAUAAAGAUACCAUGCGGAUCUCAAUAUAUGUAUACAAAAAAUAAUUACUGGUUGAAAUAUGAAAAUCUUAGGGCCAUAUUCUCCGUUGUUCAUAAAGCCUGGCUUAGUGGAAACGCUUGGCUUUUUGUGUGACAAAGCCGAGCUAGUGACGUCAUAAAAGUAUCGGCGCUUGACAAUAAUAGACAACCCUCCUUGCUUGUCUGUGUCAAUCGUUCGUCGGCUGUCAUUAUCAUUAGCUGUUUUUUUCCAUCUCUCUACGUUAUAUCUUUCUUCCUCUCGUGUAACGAAACUUCCCAAAACGUGACGCGUCUUUCAAAUCACUCUCCAUUCUCGUCCAAUUAUCAGAUCGCCGCCUACUUCAAAUUGAAGCUCAAAUUUGACUUCUAGUCCAAUUUUUUUCAAAAACUUCAAUCUCAAUUUGCUCAAAGCCUAUAAAUCUGAAAAUAUUGUAAAUAACAGGCCAUUUAGAGGUUAAUAAGAGCUACAAAUGCUAAGAAUUUGAAUGCAGUUUACUCAACGGUUACCGAGCAAUAGAGGUUAGAAUAUUCUGAAAUUAGAAUUCAAUGGGGGUACCCUUCCAGGAAUGUUCGUAGAAUGUCCCAUCAAAUUCGUCUAUUUUAGAAAUGUUUAUAAAAUGUUCCAAGAAUGUUUAUAGAAUGUUUCAGGAAUGUUUCAACAUGUUUUUUUCUUGGAAAAUUUUUAAGAAUAUUCGGGGAAUGCUUAUAGAAUGUUUCGGGAAUGUUCCUAGAAGGUUUCAGGAAUGUAGGUACAUAGGAAUUUUCUAUUUCAUGAGAAUUUCGUGUAAUUUUACAAGAAUUUAUAAGGAUUCCACUGAUAUUUUUAUUAUAGAAUUUUCCAGGAAUGUUCAAAGAAUGUUCAUAAAUUGCACACCAGAAUUCCCUAAAAAUUCUUCCCAAUUCAACUGAAAAUUCAAUUGGUUUCAAAUAAAUUUUCUGUAUUUUCACAAGAAUUUUUUUCGAUUCCAUGUAAUUUCACAAAUUACUUUUUGAUAGUUCAUGAGUAUUUCAAGAGGAC